Molecule: messenger RNA, 592 nt
Organism: Triticum aestivum (bread wheat)
Lineage: Eukaryota; Viridiplantae; Streptophyta; Magnoliopsida; Poales; Poaceae
Product: dirigent protein 6-like
Exons: 2
Coding region: 1-480 (159 amino acids)
Source: RefSeq, a predicted model, not a curated record
AUGGCGGCCGUUCCUCCUAAUGUAGAGGUCUCCAUUGUCCCCGCACCCACUACAUACAGAAAGACUAUCCUCCGCAACCUGUGGUUGGGCCGCACUGGUGAUGACACCCAGAAAUCCCUUCAUGAGGUGGCCAAGUUUGGGCAUUACGUUGUUGUCAACUGGACUGUAUUUGAAGGAGAGGGCAACGGGGCGAAGCUAGUCGCCCGUGGACAAGGAAGCACCAUAGGCGCCGGUAGCUGGAUAUCUACUUACGUCAUAGUGUUUGUGGAUGGCAGGUUCAAAGGAUCCACCCUUCAAGUGAUGGGAAACGCCUUGGGUGUUAAUGGUCAGUUGGCUGUUACUGGUGGGACUGGGGAGUUUGCUCUUGCAAGUGGUAUCAUCAAGGUGGAUUUUGACAAACUUACUGGUGUUGACCACCUUACGGUGGAAGUGUAUACACCAGUGUUCUUAGGACCGUGUUAUGCAGCAGCGGAGAAUUAGUCCCUUGGGCCUGAUCAGAUUUACCAGUUGCUCUGAUCAAAAUAAAGUUUUUGACUUAAUCUCAGUUUCAUCCAUAAUAUGAGGGAUAAUGGUUGUUCCCAACUCAUGUUUC